Molecule: messenger RNA, 6351 nt
Organism: Acanthosepion pharaonis
Lineage: Eukaryota; Metazoa; Mollusca; Cephalopoda; Sepiida; Sepiidae
Source: the annotation of a GenBank genome assembly
AUGCCUUCUUCAUUUGCCUUAUUUGUCAUAUUCUACGUUUGCCUACUUCAUUUACCUUCUACGUUUAUCUUCUUCUUCCUUUGCUUUCUUCUCCAUUUGCCUUCUUCAUUUGCCUUCUUCUUUUACGUUUGCCUUCUUUAUUUGCCUACUUGUUCAUUUGCCUUCUAUAUUUACCUUCUUCCUUUGCCGUCUUCUCCACUUGCCUUUUUCUUCUUUUGCCUUCUUCUUCUUUUGCCUUCUCCACUUGCCUUUUUCAUUUGCCUUCUUCAUUUGCCUUCUUCUUUUACGUUUGCCUUCUUUAUUUGCCUACUUGUUCAUUUGCCUUCUAUAUUUACCUUCUUCCUUUGCCGUCUUCUCCAGUUGCCUUCUUCUUCUUUUGCCUUCUUCUUCUUUUGCCUUCUUCUUCUUUUGCCUUCUUCUUCUUUUGCCUUCUCCACUUGCCUUUUUCAUUUGCCUUUUUCAUUUGCCUUCUUCAUUUGCCUUCUUCUUUUACGUUUGCCUUCUUUAUUUGCCUACUUGUUCAUUUGCCUUCUAUUUUACCUUCUUCCUUUGCCGUCUUCUUCAGUUGCCUUCUUCUCCUUUUGCCUUCUUCUUCUUUUGCCUUCUUCUUCUUUUGCCUUCUCCACUUGCCUUUUCAUUUGCCUUCUUCAUUUGCCUUCUUCUUUUUACGUUUUGCCUUCUUUAUUUGCCUACUUGUUCAUUUGCCUUCUAUAUUUACCUUCUUCCUUUGCCGUCUUCUCCAGUUGCCUUCUUCUUCUUUUGCCUUCUUCUUCUUUUGCCUUCUUCACUUGCCUUUUUCAUUUGCCUUCUUCAUUUGCCUUCUUCUUUUACGUUUGCCUUCUUUAUUUGCCUACUUGUUCAUUUGCCUUCUAUAUUUACCUUCUUCUUUUGCCUUCUUCUUCUUUUGCCUUCUUCUUCUUUUGCCUUCUCCACUUGCCUUUUUCAUUUGCCUUUUUCAUUUGCCUUCUUCAUUUGCCUUCUUCUUUUACGUUUGCCUUCUUUAGUUGCCUACUUGUUCAUUUGCCUUCUAUAUUUACCUUCUUCCUUUGCCGUCUUCUCCAGUUGCCUUCUUCUUCUUUUUGCCUUCUUCUUCUUUUUGCCUUCUUCUUCUUUUGCCUUCUCCACUUGCCUUUUUCAUUUGCCUUCUUCAUUUGCCUUCUUCUUUUACGUUUGCCUUCUUUAUUUGCCUACUUGUUCAUUUGCCUUCUAUAUUUAGCUUCUUCCUUUGCCGUCUUCUCCAGUUGCCUUUCUUCUUUUUUUUCCUUCUUCUUCUUUUGCCUUCUUCACUUGCCUUUUUUUUUUGCCUUCUUCAUUUGCCUUCUUCUUUUACGUUUGCCUUCUUUAUUUGCCUACUUGUUCAUUUGCCUUCUAUAUUUACCUUCUUCUUUUUUUUUGCCUUCUUCUUCUUUUGCCUUCUUCUUCUUUUGCCUUCUCCACUUGCCUUUUUUUGCCUUUUCAUUGCCUUUUCAUUUGCCUUCUUCAUUUGCCUUCUUCUUUUACGUUUGCCUUCUUUAUUUGCCUACUUGUUCAUUUUUGCCUUCUAUUUACCCUCUUCCUUUGCCGUCUUCUCCAGUUGCCUUCUUCUUCUUUUGCCUUCUUCUUCUUUUGCCUUCUUCUUCUUUUGCCUUCUCCACUUGCCUUUUUUCAUUUGCCUUUUCAUUUUGCCUUCUUCAUUUGCCUUCUUCUUUUUUUCUAUAUUUGCCUUCUUUAUUUGCCUACUUGUUCAUUUGCCUUCUAUAUUUACCUUCUUCCUUUGCCGUCUUCUUCUUCUUUUGCCUUCUUCUUCUUUUGCCUUCUUCUUCUUUUCUUUCAUGCCUUCUCCACUUGCCUUUUUUCAUUUGCCUUCUUCAUUUGCCUUCUUCUUUUACGUUUGCCUUCUUUAUUUGCCUACUUGUUCAUUUGCCUUCUAUAUUUACCUUCUUCCUUUGCCGUCUUCUCAGUUGCCUUCUUCUUCUUUUUGCCUUCUUCUUCUUUUGCCUUCUUCACUUGCCUUUUCAUUUGCCUUCUUCAUUUGCCUUCUUCUUUUUACGUUUGCCUUCUUUAUUUGCCUACUUGUUCAUUUGCCUUCUAUAUUUACCUUCUUCUUUUGCCUUCUUCUUCUUUUGCCUUCUUCUUCUUUUGCCUUCUCCACUUGCCUUUUCAUUUGCCUUUUCAUUUGCCUUCUUCAUUUGCCUUCUUCUUUUACGUUGCCUUCUUUAUUUGCCUACUUUUGCCUUCUUCUUCUUUUGCCUUCUUCUUCUUUUUGCCUUCUUCUUCUUUUGCCUUCUCCACUUGCCUUUUUCAUUUGCCUUCUUCAUUUGCCUUCUUCUUUUACGUUUGCCUUCUUUAGUUGCCUACUUGUUCAUUUGCCUUCUAUAUUUACCUUCUUCCUUUGCCGUCUUCUCCAGUUGCCUUCUUCUUCUUUUGCCUUCUUCUUCUUUUGCCUUCUUCUUCUUUUGCCUUCUCCACUUGCCUUUUUCAUUUGCCUUUUUCAUUUGCCUUCUUCUUUUACGUUUGCCUUCUUUAUUUGCCUACUUGUUCAUUUUGCCUUCUAUAUUUACCUUCUUCCUUUGCCGUCUUCUCCAGUUGCCUUCUUCUUCUUUUUUGCCUUCUUCUUCUUUUUGCCUUCUUCUUCUUUUUUGCCUUCUCCACUUGCCUUUUCAUUUGCCUUUUCAUUUGCCUUCUUCAUUUUGCCUUCUUCUUUUUACGUUUGCCUUCUUUAUUUGCCUACUUGUUCAUUUGCCUUCUAUUUUACCUUCUUCCUUUGCCGUCUUCUCAGUUGCCUUCUUCUUCUUUUUACCUUCUUCUUCUUUUGCCGUCUUCUCAGUUGCCUUCUUCUUUUGCCUUCUCCACUUGCCUUUUUUUUUCAUUUGCCUUCUUCAUUUGCCUUCUUCUUUUACGUUUGCCUUCUUUGUUUGCCCUACUUGUUCAUUUUGCCUUCUAUAUUUUACCUUCUUCCUUUGCCGUCUUCUCAGUUGCCUUCUUCUUCUUUUGCCUUCUUCUUCUUUUGCCUUCUCCACUUGCCUUUUUUUCAUUUGCCUUCUUCAUUUUGCCUUCUUCUUUUUACGUUUGCCUUCUUUAUUUGCCUACUUGUUCAUUUUGCCUUCUAUAUUUACCUUCUUCCUUUGCCGUCUUCUCCAGUUGCCUUCUUCUUCAUUUUACCUUCUUCUUCUUUUUCUUCUUCUUCUUCUUUUGCCUUCUUCUUCUUUUGCCUUCUUCUUCUUUUGCCUUCUCCACUUGCCUUUUUCAUUUGCCUUUUUCAUUUGCCUUCUUCAUUUGCCUUCUUCUUUUACGUUUCCUUCUUUAUUUUUUUGCCUACUUGUUCAUUUGCCUUCUAUAUUUACCUUCUUCCUUUGCCGUCUUCUUCAGUUGCCUUCUUCUUCUUUUGCCUUCUUCUUCUUUGCCUUCUCCACUUGCCUUUUCAUUUGCCUUCUUCAUUUGCCUUCUUCUUUUACGUUUGCCUUCUUUAUUUGCCUACUUGUUCAUUUGCCUUCUAUAUUUUUCCUUCUUCCUUUGCCUUCUUCUUCUUUUGCCUUCUUCUUCUUUUGCCUUCUUCUUCUUUUUCCUUCUCCACUUGCCUUUUUUUCAUUUGCCUUCUUCAUUUGCCUUCUUCAUUUGCCUUCUUCUUUUACUUUUUUUGCCUUCUUUAUUUUGCCUACUUGUUCAUUUGCCUUCUAUAUUUACCUUCUUCCUUUGCCGUCUUCUCCAGUUGCCUUCUUCUUCUUUUGCCUUCUUCUUCUUUUUCUUCAUUUGCCUUCUUUUUUACUUGCCUUUUCAUUUGCCUUCUUCAUUUGCCUUCUUCUUUUACGUUUGCCUUCUUUAUUUGCCUACUUGUUCAUUUGCCUUCUAUAUUUACCUUCUUCUUUUUGCCUUCUUCUUCUUUUUCUUUGCCUUCUUCUUCUUUUUACCUUCUCCACUUGCCUUUUUCAUUUGCCUUUUUUCAUUUGCCUUCUUCAUUUGCCUUCUUCUUUUACGUUUGCCUUCUUUAUUUGCCUACUUGUUCAUUUGCCUUCUAUAUUUACCUUCUUCCUUUGCCGUCUUCUCCAGUUGCCUUCUUCUUCUUUUGCCUUCUUCUUCUUUUGCCGUCUUCUCCAGUUGCCUUCUUCUUCUUUUGCCUUCUCCACUUGCCUUUUUCAUUUGCCUUCUUCAUUUGCCUUCUUCUUUUACGUUUGCCUUCUUUAUUUGCCUACUUGUUCAUUUGCCUUCUAUAUUUACCUUCUUUCUUUUGCCGUCUUCUCCAGUUGCCUUCUUCUUCUUUUGUCUUCUUCUUCUUUUGCCUUCUCCACUUGCCUUUUUUUGCCUUUUUGCCUUCUUCAUUUGCCUUCUUCUUUUUACGUUUGCCUUCUUUAUUUGCCUACUUGUUCAUUUGCCUUCUAUAUUUACCUUCUUCCUUUGCCGUCUUCUCCAGUUGCCUUCUUCUUCUUUUUUGCCUUCUUCUUCAUUUGCCUUCUCCAAUUGCCUUUUUUUGCAUUUGCCUUUUUUCAUUUGCCUUCUUCAUUUGCCUUCUUCUUUUACGUUUGCCUUCUUUAUUUGCCUACUUGUUCAUUUGCCUUCUAUUUUACCUUCUUCCUUUUCCUUUGCCGUCUUCUCCAGUUGCCUUCUUCUUUUUUUUUGCCUUCUUCUUCUUUUUGCCGUCUUCUCAGUUGCCUUCUUCUUCUUUUUUGCUUCUUCUCCACUUUUUCAUUUGCCUUCUUCAUUUGCCUUCUUCUUUUACGUUUGCCUUCUUUAUUUGCCUACUUGUUCAUUUGCCUUCUAUAUUUACCUUCUUCCUUUGCCGUCUUCUCCAGUUGCCUUCUUCUUCUUUUUGCCUUCUUCUUCUUUUGCCUUCUCCACUUGCCUUUUUUCAUUUGCCUUCUUCAUUUGCCUUCUUCUUUUACGUUUGCCUUCUUUAUUUGCCUACUUGUUUAUUUGCCUUCUAUAUUUACCUUCUUCCUUUGCCGUCUUCUCCAGUUGCCUUCUUCUUCUUUUGCCUUCUUCUUCUUUUGCCUUCUUCUUCUUUUGCCUUCUUCUUCUUUUGCCUUCUCCACUUGCCUUUUUCAUUUGCCUUCUUCAUUUGCCUUCUUCUUUUACGUUUGCCUUCUUUAUUUGCCUACUUGUUCAUUUGCCUUCUAUAUUUUCCUUCUUCCUUUGCCUUCUUCUUCUUUUGCCUUCUUCUUCUUUUGCCUUCUUCUUCUUUUGCCUUCUUCUUCUUUUGCCUUCUCCACUUGCCUUUUUCAUUUGCCUUCUUCAUUUGCCUUCUUCAUUUGCCUUCUUCUUUUACGUUUGCCUUCUUUAUUUGCCUACUUGUUCAUUUGCCUUCUAUAUUUACCUUCUUCCUUUGCCGUCUUCUCCAGUUGCCUUCUUCUUCUUUUGCCUUCUUCUUCUUUUGCCUUCUUCUUCUUUUGCCUUCUCCACUUGCCUUUUUCAUUUGCCUUCUUCAUUUGCCUUCUUCUUUUACUUGCCUUCUUCUUCUUUUGCCUUCUUCUUCUUUUGCCUUCUCCACUUGCCUUUUUCAUUUGCCUUCUUCAUUUGCCUUCUUCUUUUACGUUUGCCUUCUUUAUUUGCCUACUUGUUCAUUUGCCUUCUAUAUUUACCUUCUUCUUUUGCCUUCUUCUUUUUUUGCCUUCUUCUUCUUUUGCCUUCUUCUUCUUUUGCCUUCUUCAUUUGCCUACUUCUUCAUUUGCCUUCUUCUUUUGCCUUCUUCUUCUUUUGCCUUCUUCUUCUUUUGCCUUUUUCAUUUGCCUUCUUCUCCAUUUGCCUUCUUCAUCUUCUUUUAGCUUUGCCUUCUUCAUUUGCCUACUUCUUCAUUUGCCUUCUUCUUUUGCCUUCUUCUUCAUUUGCCUUCUUCUCAUUUUUUUCUUCCCCGUUCGCCUUCUUCUUAAUUUAUCUUCUUUUCUGUUUCCCUUCUUUUUCAUUUGCCUUCUUUUUCUUCAUUUACCUUCUCUUCUUUGUCUUCUUCACCGUUUAGCUUUUUCUACGUUUACGUUUUUCUUCCUUUUCAUCAUUUGUCUUCUUCAUUUGUUUUCUUCUUUGUUUGCCUUCUUCAUCCCCCUUCUUCUCCCUUUGCUUUCUUCCUCGUUUCCCUUCUUCUUGAUUUACCUUCCACUCCCUUCUUUUCUUCUCUGUUUUUCUUCGGCGUUUGCCUUCUUCGGCUUUUGCCUUCUCCGUUUGCCCUGCGAUUCCACUUUUUUUUUUUUUUCAUUAUUCAUUCGAUUUCCGCCCCCCUCUCUCUCUCUCUCUUUCGUCAACUGCUACGUCGACUCGACUGUCUCUCGACUCCCACUCGACUCUCUCGACUCUGACUGUUUUCGCACAAACAUGCGCUUAAAUAAACGCGCUGGUAGCGACAGAAACUUACAUUACAACUUGAUUAUUGACCUCUCUCCGUUAUGA